Molecule: messenger RNA, 1421 nt
Organism: Trichoplusia ni (cabbage looper)
Lineage: Eukaryota; Metazoa; Arthropoda; Insecta; Lepidoptera; Noctuidae
Product: xanthine dehydrogenase-like
Exons: 5
Coding region: 312-1421 (369 amino acids)
Molecular function (GO): iron ion binding; oxidoreductase activity
Source: RefSeq, a predicted model, not a curated record
GUGACUACGAGGUUGGAGUGGAUGAAAAAGGAGAAAUUCAGUAUAUGGACGCUGUGUUUUAUGUUAACGAUGGCCAUUCUAGUAAUGAAAAUGAAAACCCAUAUGUUACAAGUUCCAUACAAAAUUGUUAUGAUUCGCGUAGAUGGAAAGUUGCAUCCUUUGGAGUUAUAACUGAUGCACCAUCGAACACUUUUAUGAGAGCUCCUGGUAAGCAAUUCAUGAACAAAAUUAACUAAUUUGAUGUCGUUCAGUUAAAAAUAUGGAAAUAUGUUUUAGGUGGAUUUGAGGGGAUUUCGGGUAUAGAACACAUUAUGGAUCAUAUAGCUGAAGAAAUAAAUAGAGAUCCAGUUGAAGUUCGCAUGGUUAAUUAUCGCCUACAAGAUAACGAUUUACCUAAGCUGGUCCCAAUGUUCCUUGAAAAAAUUAAUUACAAAGAGAGACAGGAAAGAAUCAAAGAAUUCAAUAAACUAAAUAGAUGGAAGAAACGUGGGAUGAAGCUUAAUAAUAUGGCUUUUCCAACCGCCUAUCUAGGUAAUUACGGAGCACUUGUGUCUGUAUACCAUGGCGAUGGAAGUGUCGUAGUUAAUAUUGGAGGUAUCGAGAUUGGGCAGGGAAUUUUUACUAAAAUGGCUCAAGUGGCAGCAUUCGAAUUCGAUAUUCCUGUAGAAACCGUUAGUAUCAUACCUUGUCUUAACUUUGCAACUCCAAACACGUUCGCAACUGCGUCGAGUAUCACAAGUGAAUGUUGUGCAUAUGCUGUAAUAAGAUGUUGUGAUCAGAUCAAAGCUCGACUGGCACCGUUUAGAGCAGCCAGGCCACAAGCUUCAUGGAGAGAAAUCGUGUUCGAAGCUGAUGCACAAGGAGUUUCAUUGCAAGCGAAUUAUUUAACAAGUGACAAUGAUCCACGGCUAAUCAAUUAUUCCAUUUUCGGCAUAGCUGUCACAGAAGUUGAAGUAGAUAUUUUAACUGGUACUAAAUGGAUCGUUCGGGCUGAUAUUUUUGAAGAUGCUGGUCGGAGUCUGAAUCCAGGCAUUGAUGUAGGGCAGGUGGAAGGAGCUUUCGUAAUGGCUAUUUCUUUAUGGCUGAUAGAAGAUAUUGUUUAUAACGAACAUACUGGAGAGUUAUAUACUGACCGUACAUGGACUUACAAAGUUAUAGGUGCAAAAGAUAUACCGUAUGAUUUCCGUGUGUUUUUGCGACGAAAACGUCCUAAUCCUGUUGGAAUUUUGGGAUCUAAAGCUGUCGGAGAGCCUCCUGGCUGCUUAGGAUAUGUGGUAGUUGAAUCACUGAGAGAUGCGAUAGAAGCUUCACACAGAGACAGCGGCUAUGAUACAAAAUAUGUUUGCCUUGAGGUUCCAGUUAAUGUUGAAAGUCUGAUAGAAGCGGCGGACGUGAAACUGGAGGAAUUCGUAUUGUAUUGA